UUUUAGAGUGUUUUUCCUUCUUCUUCAAGAGCUUCUAGCUCCACCAUUAAUGACUUUUAAGCCUAAAUCAUGUACCGUGUACACACCUCCGAUAUUAAUAAAAAUCCCCCGUUGGCAAGGUACUGCCAAAAAAGGCCCGUAGUUUUCUCCUGAUUUGGGUUUCCACGUAAAAAUCUCCGUGUUUAUAUUUUGGUGUAUUUUUAGACUAGUUUAUCGUUUUAGCCGGGCUAAAAACGAUAUACUGGUCGACAAUUUACACCAUCAUUUUGGCGCCGACCGUGGGACCUGAACAAAUAGCCAUGUUCAUCUUUUUCUUACUGCAAAAAUGUUACGAAAGAGGAGAGGCAGGGGAAGUUUAAAAUCUCAAUUCUUGCAAAAAUAAAGGAGAAAAAAACAUGGAGGCGUGGCUUUGUUUGUAAAUUAGCCAAACUAUUGACCCAUUGAGGAUGGGAUUUGUUUUGCGGCAACUGUAAAGACAAGAGGAGGCUGGAGUCCUCCACGAGAGUUUUUGACCGCCGCCAUCUUGGGGUCCGCUGUAGUUGAUGUUGCGGCUGAGGUCGGCAUCACCGGGGCCUCAAUUCUCCACUCCACUCCCCAAUUUGGCAGCCCCGACCCAUGCUUCUCCCGCCGCCACCGUCGAAGAGGAGGAGGAAGACAACCACACUGUCGGCACCAAAGCAAGCCAUUACUCUAUCCGAGAGCAAGUAGAUAGCUCCGUUGCAGCCGCAAUACCAUUGCCAUGGUUAUACGAUGCGGGUCAAAUCUAUCACCGCCAUCUUCAGAGCCAGCCAUUACUACCGACGAAGCCAAACAUCGAUGGUGCCACUGUUGAAAUCCGUCUCCGGGGCCGUUGGGUUCAACCAUCGCCGCCGCAGGGUUCGGUUGCUGCUGUCGCCGGAUUCGCCCCUAUUCGAAUUGACGGCUUGAAGACUGUCGUAGCAUCAUCUACUGGUAUAGAUCACCACCGCCCACUCUUUGUGUAAAGAUGUUCUCGCCGCUGCUCAAUUUCACGUCCAUUGCUAGAUCUGUUCUUAGCCGGAGGAAUCCACCAUCGCCACCGCCAAUGGUGUUAGCCAUUGCGGACGCCGAGGUGCCGCCAUCAAUAUCGUCAUCAAAAACCUUCGCCGUCACUGCUAGAGUUUGCCGGCGAUGUUGCUCAUAUUCACCGCCAUCAUAUUUUAAAUUUGCGACUGCCCAAACCUCUACUGGCGUCAUUAUUGGAGAUGAAAAUCACUAUCGCUGGUGCCUAUUUGUACCGUCAAAGCUGGUGAGAGGGCUUUUUGAUUUCUCUGUCACUACUACUACGGCCAGAAACCAAAGCCAAGGAGGAGAGCAUUAAUUCAUUAUCCAAGCCUCAAAUCUGUCAAUUAUUGCAUGCACGAGGAAGGACAUGUAGAUUGCCCACAUGGUCUAGGUCGACCAUCUAUCAUCGGUCUCUUUCCCCGGUUGGGCAAGACCCGGUGACCAGAGACUUAUUCAGGAGGCCAAAGUGAAGCCGGACGCCGUGGUGGUGCUCGAUGGAACGGGGAAUUUCAGUGACACCGUCGCCGCCGCACCGGACGCAAUCUCAUCGUCGAUAUGAGAUCUUCCACAUCAAAAAUUGCUGCCCCCGCCGAUGAAGAUUGAUGGUCGUUACGACUAUCGAAGUCUUCCAAAUCUGAUAGUUGCUGGGCCGCCUUGCCCGAAUUGAAGACCACUCAGCUCAAAAUCUACUUUGGCCUUGCUGUAGAUCCCAUUGGAGAAGAAGACAAACAAAAAAACGAAAGAGAUAAAGUGAAGAUACUUACACUGAUCUACAAAGAAAAAGAGGCCCACCAAUUUUGGAGAGAAUUGGAAUUAUUCGUUUGGCCUUGUCAAGAGGGAUAAGGAAUCAAGGAUCAAGGUGUUAAUGGGGUCCACCAACUAGCAAUAUGGCGUGG
Molecule: messenger RNA, 1919 nt
Organism: Cuscuta campestris
Lineage: Eukaryota; Viridiplantae; Streptophyta; Magnoliopsida; Solanales; Convolvulaceae
Source: the annotation of a GenBank genome assembly